AUGAAUGCAAAACUCACCAUCAAACGCAAGCAAUCACAAUCAUCUUCAUCGUCUGCAUCAGCUUCAGCAUCACAAUCUUCGCAAUCUUCAACAAUAAAUUCUUCCACAAGUUGUAUACAAAAUAGUCAAAAUGAUGAAGCAGAUGAUGAUGAUAUUGUGGAGGUGGCUCCAUCAUUAUCGGGAAGUAGUACAUUGCACUUUCCGAUUAGGACAAUGGUAUCAAUUCAUAGGAAUGUAGUGCUACAGAUUACAUUAUUUGACAAGUUGAGGGAUAAAUCUACAUUAAAGUCUUCAUUGGCUUCGACUUGGUUUAAAAAGGAGCACCUGGAUGAGUUCUACACUUAUUUGAAAUACUUUUUGAAGAAACAAAUUUAUCAGGAAAUCAAGUUUAUUCCAACAGAACCAGGUAGGAUUGAAUUGAAAAUAGAAUUACCUCCAGAAAAGACGAUUCAAGUAAUUAAAUGUAAAACCAUUCAAUUUACCUAUGAGUGGAAAAAGACAUAUUCUAAUUUUUUCAUGUUGAGGAGAAAGGAUACACAAGAGGAGUAUGAAAGAGAAUUAUUGAAAGCACAACUUACAAGAAAGCCAUCUGUGCCUAUUCUUAUUGAGGAUGAUCCACAAGGUCCAGUCAAACACAAUUUGGAUUUAAGUGACGAGGAAACACCAAACAAGAAGCAAAAAUCAAUUCACAAUUUGGAUUUGAGUGAUGAGGAAAAUGUGAAACAAACCCCACCAAGAAAGAAAAAGAAACCAACUGUUAUUAUUGAGGAUGACGAUUCUUCAUCAUCUGAAGAGGAAGAUGUAGAAUUAAAGGAAGAUAUUGAGUUAAACUCUCCACCUUUCAAAAAGUUUAAACAAAGUCUGGUAUCUUGGCGGUACCAGCUACUUGUCUAUUUGGAACCAAAGGAAAAGGAUAUUCUGGAAUUGACAGGAGCUAAAUCAAAAAGCAAAUUCUUUUAA
Naegleria gruberi is the source of this 960-nucleotide messenger RNA. RefSeq lists its product as uncharacterized. NCBI's taxonomy places the organism in Eukaryota, Heterolobosea, Eutetramitea, Acrasida, Naegleriidae. Bases 1 to 960 code for a protein of 319 amino acids. The transcript has a single exon. The record is from RefSeq and is a predicted model, not a curated record.